This is a messenger RNA of Aphidius gifuensis, 2276 nucleotides long. RefSeq names its product WD repeat domain phosphoinositide-interacting protein 3. Lineage: Eukaryota; Metazoa; Arthropoda; Insecta; Hymenoptera; Braconidae. The record is from RefSeq and is a predicted model, not a curated record. Gene Ontology annotation, molecular function: phosphatidylinositol-3-phosphate binding; protein binding; phosphatidylinositol-3,5-bisphosphate binding. The transcript has 6 exons. Bases 410 to 1441 code for a protein of 343 amino acids. Gene Ontology annotation, cellular component: cytosol; phagophore assembly site membrane; extrinsic component of membrane. Gene Ontology annotation, biological process: autophagy of mitochondrion; protein lipidation; nucleophagy.
GUAAAUAAAAACAAAAUGGCAUAAAAACAAUAUUUAUAAACAAUGAAAAAUAUAUAUAUUUCAACAGAAUAAUUUUACUAAUAUUAUAAUGUGAAUUUAAAUAAAAAAAAUUAAUAUAUUAUUGUAGAAUAUUUAUCAAAAUAUAAAUGACGUAAAAUUAGAACACAAGCCAGCUGUUUUUGUAGCUCCUUGUAUCUGUGUAUAAAUAUUUUUAUUUUUUAAUUGUCAUGCGCGAAUAAUGGUGACGAUUUAGUUUAGCUUCGACGUCUAUUAUGUGUAUUACUUAAUUACUGUUCAAUUGUUAUUUGUUACCGGUUCUCAAUAAUCUGUGUAUUUUUCAUAAUUUUUUUUAAUCCAAAUAAACAACAAUAAAUAAAUCAACAAUUGCAUGAUUUUAUUAUAAUCUAAGAUGGAUCUAACGGUUACAAAUCCCCAUGGCAAUGGUUUGCUCUAUGCCGGUUUCAACCAAGAUCAAGGAUGUUUUGCAUGUGGUAUGGAAAAUGGUUAUCGAGUAUACAAUUGUGAUCCAUUAAAAGAAAAAGAAAGACAUGAUUUUAAUGAUGGUGGUUUAGGCUAUGUUGAAAUGUUAUUUAGAUGUAAUUAUUUGGCACUUGUUGGUGGUGGCAGUAAGCCAAUUUAUCCUACAAAUAGAGUUGUUAUAUGGGAUGAUUUAAAAAAACAACCAGCAAUAACAUUAGAAUUUAAUGCACCAGUUAAAGGUGUUAAAUUACGAAGAGAUAGAAUUGUUGCUAUAUUAGAAGGUGUUAUUAAAGUAUUUACAUUUACACAAAAUCCACAACAGCUUCAUGUUUUUGAAACAAAUCCAAAUCCAAAAGGACUAUGUGUACUAUGUCCAAAUAGUGAUAAUUCAUUACUAGCAUUUCCUGGACGUAAAAAUGGACAUGUACAAGUUGUAGAUCUUGCUAAUACAGAAAAACAACCAAUUAAUAUUGAAGCCCAUGAAACUCCAUUGUCAUGUAUUGCACUUAAUUUACAAGGUACAAGAUUAGCAACUGCAUCAGAAAAAGGUACAUUGAUACGUGUAUUUGAUACACAAAGUGGUAGUAUGAUUAAUGAAUUAAGACGUGGUGCACAUCAUGCAAAUAUUUAUUGUAUAAAUUUUAAUCAAGAUUCAACGUGGCUUUGUGUGUCAAGUGAUCAUGGUACAGUACAUGUAUUUGCUGUUGAAGAUCAAAAAUUAAAUCGUCAAUCAAGUCUUGCAUCAGCAACAUUUUUACCAAAAUAUUUUAGCUCAAGUUGGAGUUUUUGUAAAUUUCAAGUACCAGGAGGUUCACAUUGUAUGUGUGCAUUUAGCACAAACAAUAGUAUCAUAGUAAUAUGUGCUGACGGUAGUUAUUAUAAAUUUGUUUUUAAUAACAAAGGUGAAGCAACACGAGAUUUUUAUACUCAAUUUCUUGAAAUAACAGAUGACAAAGUGUGAUGUUUAAUAAUAAUAUAAAUAAAUUAUUAUAUAAAUCAUCAAGUUUCAUUAUUAAAGUUCUCAAAAAAAUAAAAAAAACUGCAGUGAGUCAAUUAUAUUAUGAAUUGAAAAGUAUUUUUAAAAAAUUAUUUAAAUCAUCAGUGAUGAGUGAAAUUUUUUUUGGAACUUUUUUAAAUUAAAUAAGACCAAAUUAUUAUUGAGUGAUUAAAAUGAAUCUUAAGAAUAAAGAUGUGUUUGUUAAAUUUAUAUUAUUAAAAUAUUAUUUAAUGAUCAUUGUUGAGAACUUGAAUUGUUAGUGACGAAAUAAGGCCCUAUUGCCGAAAUUUCUUGUCUUAAAUUAAUUUCGAAAUAAAAUAUAUAUAUUAAAAAAUGAAAGAAAAAAACAAUAAUAGAUUUGAAAAGAUUAUUUAUAAUUUAAAUAAAUAUAUAUAUAAAUAUUGUAUGAAUUUUUAGAGAUAGUAAAAAUUAGCCAGAUCUUAUCAAAUCAAGCACUGACUAAAAUUAUCAUUAUUAAUUAGUUAAAAAUAAAAAAAAUUGAUAAAUCAUAGACUCGAUUAUUCAAGUUUUAUUGAUAAAAUUUAUCGCACACUCAUUAUACAUGUGAAAUAAUAAAUGACUACUUUAAUAAAUGCAAAUAAAUAUUAUAAAUCGAACAAUUUUUAUGAAGGAAGAAUAUAUUGUUUAUGAAUAUAUCAUUAUAUUAUUUUUCAUUAUUAAUAAACACGUUAAAUAUUACUACAAAAUAAUGAAUAAAUAUCUUGUCACAAAUUUUAAAUGAUAAAAACAGAAAUAUAAUUUAUAUUAUAUUGAAAAUAAAAACAAUUAUUAAAUGUUA